AUGGCUCUCGACACUCUCAACUCUCCGACCUCCACCACCGCCGCUCCUCCGCCUUUCCUAACCGAGCCGGAGAAUUUCGAGUCAUGGACCAAAAGAAAACGCACAAAACGAAACCGGACAGAUCAUCAUCAAUCAAACCCUCCUUCCGAAGAAGAGUAUCUCGCUCUCUGCCUCCUCAUGCUCGCUCGUGGCUCCUCCUCGGAUGAUGAUGAUCACUCUCCUCCUCCUCCUCCUCCUCCACAAUACGAUCAUCACCACCGAGACUACAAGUGCUCCGUCUGUGGCAAAUCGUUCCCGUCGUACCAAGCGUUAGGUGGACACAAAACCAGUCACCGGAAACCGGUUAGUAAUAAUAAUAACGGCGACGGUAAUAAUACCAUCAGUAACGGUUCCGUUAUUAAUAACGGAAAUAUUAGUAACGGUUUAGUUGGUCAAAGUGGGAAGACUCAUAAGUGCUCAAUCUGUUUUAAGUCGUUUCCUUCUGGUCAAGCAUUGGGCGGUCACAAACGGUGUCAUUACGACGGUGGUAACAGUAACGGUAACGGCAAUGGUAACAGUAACGGCAACGGUAGCAAUAAUCACGGGUUUGACCUGAACUUACCGGCUGAUCAAGUAAUUUUUAGCGACGACACACUUGGAAAAAGUCAACUCUCCGGUGAAGAAACAAAGUCGGCGUUGUGA
This is a messenger RNA of Microthlaspi erraticum, 681 nucleotides long. NCBI's taxonomy places the organism in Eukaryota, Viridiplantae, Streptophyta, Magnoliopsida, Brassicales, Brassicaceae. The record is from the annotation of a GenBank genome assembly.